Topomyia yanbarensis is the source of this 546-nucleotide messenger RNA. Its product is annotated as MAGE-like protein 2. The transcript is spliced from 2 exons. The record is from RefSeq and is a predicted model, not a curated record. Bases 1 to 546 code for a protein of 181 amino acids. NCBI's taxonomy places the organism in Eukaryota, Metazoa, Arthropoda, Insecta, Diptera, Culicidae.
AUGAAGCAGGCUUUGAUGUUCCUGAUUCUUACCUUAGGAUGGAGUUCCGGAGAGGUAAACAAACGGGCGCCGCAGAAAAAACGCGCGCUUCCUUCUGAUGUCAGUGAGCAAAUCGAGACGACUCACACAUUCGACACCGAAUGUCAGGAUAAUAAAAACUGGGGUCACAAACAGUUCACCGAGGUUACCAUCACGAAAAAUGUUCCUGUUCCGUAUCCGGUGAAGGUCGAGCGUCACGUUCCCAUUCCGGUGAGGGUGCCGUUUCCGGUAGCUAUUCGCCAUCACGUGCCCAUCCUUGUCCAGCGGAACAUUCCGAUCUACGUGGAAAAACCGAUACCAGUGCAAGUGGAUCGGCCAGUGCCCUAUCCGCUGCCGAUUGAAGUGCCUGUUUUUCAUAAAAUGGCAGUGGAGGUACCGAAACCAUAUCCAAUACAUAUUCCAAAACCAUACCCAGUGUACAUACAACGACACGUGCCCCAAACGGAGAUGUCGCCAACCAAGCGCGUUAAGAAGAACACGGUGAAAGUACUGCGAUAUAGGCAUUGA